This is a messenger RNA of Perkinsus marinus ATCC 50983, 759 nucleotides long. RefSeq lists its product as hypothetical. The record is from RefSeq and is a predicted model, not a curated record. Bases 213 to 620 code for a protein of 135 amino acids. The transcript has a single exon. NCBI's taxonomy places the organism in Eukaryota, Perkinsozoa, Perkinsida, Perkinsidae.
AAAGAUAUAAGAUCAGUUUGCUCGAAGUUAUUCGGCAAAGGUUUAGGGGGUAAGGUGGUGCAUGUGAGGUCUGCCAGAUCGAUUCUACUACUGUGGUCUUGGCUGAAGUAGCACGUAAAUGGGCAUUGGGGUCAUCGUUGGUUAUCUUCGACCCAGCUGUGUCGGCACUACCUUCUAAACAAUGCGUCGAUGAUUUAUCUGGCCUACAGUGUAUGACCAUUAUCACCGACUCGACUAAUGGCAGUGAGCCCUCCACACCACAGCCGGUCAUAUCUGAGUCUGAUCAGCAUGUUGAUUGGGCAGAACUUGCCCGAACAAACCAGAAUUCAUCGUCCUUCCUUACCGCUCUUCGAGAGUUUCUACUACAUAGGAAGGUGCCCGAUGGUUGUUCUAUUCCGCAUCGAGUUCUCAACGAUGCUUCCAAGUUCCAUACGGUCGAGGAUGGUAUAUUAUAUCGGUGUGUAAGAUCAACUUCAGAAGGUCAACCUCUACACCAAGUGGUAUUGGACCCAAAAGUCGAUGAUGAGGCAAUGAUUAAUCGUUUGAUUGACCACUACCACAAUACUACUACUCAUCUGGGAGCUGAAGCCAUCGCUCGUACAAUUAAGAUGGAAUAUUAGUGGCCUAGGAUCAACUGUUAUGUUCGUAAUCGUCUGCGAACAUGCGAUCCUUGCCAAAGAGUUCAUGCCUCUGUGGCCUGGCGCAAGACCGUAGGGUCUCUACGGAUGAAGUCUACUAUAUCUGGUCAAGUGCUUGGGU